AUGCCCUCAUCCCCGCAAGAGGACCCACUCUCCACUACAACUCACUUGUUGAUUGAGCCCAUACUCGCGACACUUGCCUCCACUCCUGGGUCAGCUAAUCCACCUCCACUUAGCCUCCCAUCAAACUUGUCACAGUCUGCUUCUCUCGGACAGGGAGAUGGGCUGCAGGACAUUGGCGAGGAGGCAGAAGACGAGGACGGCGCAGACACAGAAGCGCCCGAAAGAGACAUUCAACCUGUCGAAGAUUCUUCGCAGAUUCAUGGGUUACGCAUUUCCACUUCAUCUGUGCCGUCUUCUCCUGCUUUUGUGUCACAACCGUUUUCACAUCCUACUAGCCCAGUCAUGACAUCGAAUAACUCAAGACGCAACAGUACUGAGCUCAAAUGCUCGUCGGAGUUUACCCUCCCCCUUACUAGGCGCAUUUCUCGUACAAGUUCGCAUGGUUCGGUCAGUAGCCUUGGACGACCCACGUUCAGCUACAUCUACAACUCAGCUGGAUUCGACUUCGGAGACAAUGAUGGCGAGCGCGCGUAUGAUCCUGUUGGAGACCGUGGUCCAGGAAAUCCGCUCUUCCCCAGCAAUUUUGCGCGACUGGCAUUGGGCCCAACGUUGAGUGCGAAUAAUCCUGACCUGCGUCCCUCGUGCUCUUCCACCCACCCAGCUCAUUCGCGCUUUGCUAAGUGGGCGCCAGGUGGACGUCCUCCGAGUUGGAUUGAUGCUUGGGACCCUGUCAAGCACGAAUAUGCCGCAACCACCGCUAGCGGUAGUAGUAUCGGGGGCGGUGAAUGAGGUGACGUACCACAAUACACGCCGCGCUCUCAAAUUUCAAAUUUCUCAUUCCUCGGUGCCUCUUAUUUUUUGGUCUUGACAAUUCUUCGAUCUCUUUUUCUUGUCUUUUGGAAGUCGCAGUAAUGGUCAAAAAAUCUCGCAUCCAUAAUGUUGUGCUUGUAGUGCUGUCUCUCUCCUCUCCUCGCUUUGCCCAUUUGCACCUCAUCUCUGUAGUCUUCGUAGUCUGGAUUGGAGGGACAUAGUGCAUAGGGUACAAUCAAAGAACAAUACACGAAUCACGUUGGCUCACGGAAUAUACGUAGUUUUCCUAGCAAAAUACUGAGAGUCGAUAUCUGAGUUGGAUAUGUGAAAUAUGAUAUACAAUUAUUUGUGGCUGAGAAUCGGGAUGCAUAAAGAUU
Messenger RNA from Suillus subalutaceus, 1187 nucleotides. RefSeq lists its product as uncharacterized. Lineage: Eukaryota; Fungi; Basidiomycota; Agaricomycetes; Boletales; Suillaceae. Bases 1 to 789 code for a protein of 262 amino acids. The transcript is spliced from 3 exons. The record is from RefSeq and is a predicted model, not a curated record.